Seminavis robusta is the source of this 1122-nucleotide messenger RNA. Lineage: Eukaryota; Bacillariophyta; Bacillariophyceae; Naviculales; Naviculaceae. The record is from the annotation of a GenBank genome assembly.
AUGGGAACCAUGACGGGUAGCAACAACUUGCAGUCACUCAAGUACAGCAGCGGCGAUAAGCCGACCUUGGCUGUGUUGGAUCAACUGUUGAUCCCUCAUGAGAAGAAAUACAUUGACAUUCCCGAUGUGGAGGCAGCAUGGGGCGUCAUUCGUUCGAUGCAAAUCCGAGGCGCCCCGUUGAUUGCCAUUGUGGCACUGUUGGGUCUCGCUGUGGAUCUCAAUUCAAAUGCCAAGACAAUUGGCGAGUUGGAUGCUAUUAAAGAUGAUGGGGAUGCCUUGAUGAAAUUCAUUGAAACCAAGUUGGAUUAUCUGUCCACUUCUCGUCCCACAGCCGUCAAUCUAUUCAAUGCAAUUGCCGAAUUGAAAGGUGUGCUUCAGAAUGCCAAAGCCAAAUUUAAUGGAGAAGGUACCAUUCGCGGUUGCCUUUGCAAAGCCGUCGUCCAGCACACGGAAUUCAUGCUGGAGCGAGAUGUACAGGACAAUAGGCAUAUUGGAAAAUUUGGAGCCGAGGAAAUUUUGAAAGGAAAAGAAGGAAAAGUCACCAUUAUGACAAUCUGCAAUACUGGAAGUUUGGCCACUGCGGGAUAUGGAACUGCUCUAGGAGUGGCCAGGGCUCUGCAGGAGAUGGAUAAACUGGAAAGCAUCAUUGCAUUGGAGACCAGACCGUACAAUCAAGGAUCACGAUUGACAGCUUUUGAAAUUGUGGAAGAAAAGAUGCCCGGUGGAACUCUGAUUUGUGAUUCCGCAGCAGGGGCCAUGAUGAGGACCAAGAAGAUUGAUGCAGUCGUGGUGGGCGCGGAUCGAUGCUGUGCCAAUGGAGAUACUGCCAAUAAGAUUGGCACUUACAAUGUGUCAGUGGUAGCUGCUGGACACGGUGUUCCCGUGUACGUGGCAUCACCCUUUACGACAUUGGAUGUGUCACUGACCAACGGCGAUGGGAUCACCAUUGAGGAACGGCCUAGCAAUGAGUUGAUCUCCUCCGCCAAAGCUCCACCAUCCAUUAAUUGUUGGAAUCCAGCCUUUGAUGUCACUCCCGCCAAGUUCAUUGCUGGGAUCAUUACCGAAAAGGGUGUCAUUUUGCCCGAAGCAGACGGAUCUUUCGAUGUGCCAGCGUUUGUGUAA